Messenger RNA from Pongo pygmaeus (Bornean orangutan), 1127 nucleotides. RefSeq names its product glutathione S-transferase omega 1 (gene GSTO1). The transcript has 6 exons. NCBI's taxonomy places the organism in Eukaryota, Metazoa, Chordata, Mammalia, Primates, Hominidae. Gene Ontology annotation, cellular component: cytoplasm. Bases 352 to 1077 code for a protein of 241 amino acids. Gene Ontology annotation, biological process: L-ascorbic acid metabolic process; glutathione metabolic process. Gene Ontology annotation, molecular function: glutathione transferase activity; glutathione dehydrogenase (ascorbate) activity. The record is from RefSeq and is a predicted model, not a curated record.
AGUGUCACUGGAGGGAGGUCAGGGCCAGGGUCAGACGUGGAGCCCCGUGAGGGCGGAGUGGUGACCCCUUCGUUCGGGGGCGGAGGGAUGACUGAGCAUUUAUAACUUUUGUGCAUCUCCCCGUGGGUGCAUCCCUUGGCCAGCGAGAUGCUUUGACACAGCCCCUUAAGAUGUUUUAAGGGCUAUCCCAUAAAGCCCGGAAGGCACAACGGGUGGAGCUGGCGGCCGCCGGGGGCAGGCACUUUUAAGCUAGGGAGAAAGCGGGGGAGGGAAGGAGGGCGGGAAGGACGCGUGACCUACUUCCUGAAUCGCCUGCAAACCCCAGAGAAGCUCGGCCUGCGCUGCGCCACGAUGUCCGGGGAGUCAGCCAGGAGCUUGGGGAAGGGAAGCGCGCCCCCGGGGCCGGUCCCGGAGGGCUCGAUCCGCGUCUACAGCAUGAGGUUCUGCCCGUUUGCUGAGAGGACGCUUCUGGUCCUGAAGGCCAAGGGAAUCAGGCAUGAAGUCAUCAAUAUCAACCUGAAAAAUAAGCCUGAGUGGUUCUUUAAGAAAAAUCCCUUUGGUCUGGUGCCAGUUCUGGAAAACAGUCAGGGUCAGCUGAUCUACGAGUCUGCCAUCACCUGUGAGUACCUGGAUGAAGCAUACCCAGGGAAGAAGCUGUUGCCAGAUGACCCCUAUGAGAAAGCUUGCCAGAAGAUGAUCUUAGAAUUGUUUUCUAAGGUGCCAUCCUUGGUAGGAAGCUUUAUUAGAAGCCAAAAUAAAGAAGACUAUGCUGGCCUAAAAGAAGAAUUUCGUAAAGAAUUUACCAAGCUAGAGGAGGUUUUGACUAAUAAGAAGACGACCUUCUUUGGUGGCAGUUCUAUCUCAAUGAUUGAUUACCUCAUCUGGCCCUGGUUUGAACGGCUGGAAGCAAUGAAGUUAAAUGAGUGUGUAGGCCACACUCCAAAACUGAAACUGUGGAUGGCAGCCAUGAAGGAAGAUCCCACAGUCUCAGCCCUGCUUACUAGUGAGAAGGACUGGCAAGGUUUCCUAGAGCUCUACUUACAGAACAGCCCUGAGGCCUGUGACUAUGGGCUCUGAAGGAGGCAGGAGUCAGCAAUAAAGCUAUGUCUGAUGUUUUCCUUCACUAA